Filobasidium floriforme is the source of this 1356-nucleotide messenger RNA. RefSeq lists its product as uncharacterized. NCBI's taxonomy places the organism in Eukaryota, Fungi, Basidiomycota, Tremellomycetes, Filobasidiales, Filobasidiaceae. The record is from RefSeq and is a predicted model, not a curated record. Gene Ontology annotation, cellular component: nucleus. Bases 134 to 1033 code for a protein of 299 amino acids. The transcript has 5 exons. Gene Ontology annotation, biological process: poly(A)+ mRNA export from nucleus.
CAUAGCGUACUAGCAUAUUGCCAUCGCUCAGUCUAAGCAACAGUCCUACGAUACGUCAGAGUAUUUAGCAACCUUCUACGGAACAAACGGACAGCAAAAAACAAUCGAGGACCAGACAUCCCGAGCAAACAUCAUGACGCGUUCCGAGGAACUUAACAAGCAUACCGUGGUCGAACUCAAGUCGAUGUUGACCGAGAAAGGCCUCCCAGUAACGGGCAAAAAAGCCGAACUCGUCGAUCGAUUGAUCGAAGCCGAGACCGGCGUACCGCAAAUUCCUGGCGUGACCAUUACUAGGGAAGCUGACAAGGGUGCUGAGGUGCCUGAUGCAUCCAACCCUGGCGAACAGACAUCCGAGACGACCAUGACCUCUAUCCCAAAUGAAGACGGCAAGACGACCGAGGUCGACAUCACCUCGGACAAGGCAGCCCCACCUACCACCCUCGUCGAACUCGGCGUUGGAGCGGAAAAGAGCCCGGCAGAGAUCGAGCUCGAGAAACGACGAGCGCGAGCGGCCAAGUUUGGGAUCCCCUUCGUCCCGCCUGCUGCAUCUGCUCCCAAGGCGCCUGUCGAGAAAGCUACCAAGCCCGAGAGCAAGAAAGCGGCUGGCAGUGGAAAAAGCGCUGCUGCGUCUACGCCGGCGCCUUCUGCCGCAUCUUUGGCCGAGUCGGAGGAAGCCUUGGCGAAACGUCGAGCCAAGUGGGGAGUCGUCGAGAAACCGGGCGCUAUGCAAAAGGUCAAGGGCAAGUUGGUCGAAAAGUCUGAAGCCGUCAAGGCUGCCGUGACGGGCGAGACCACCAAGAGCGAGACCGCUCCUCAACCUGCUGCACCAGUAGAAAAGACCGCCGAGCAGAUCGAGGAAGAGCGAAGACGUAAGGCUCGAGAAGACCGAUUCAAAACCGCGUCAACGGCGGCAACAGCAGAAUCGACGAACGGAGAGGGAGAGACGGGCGCGGAGAAGCGAAAGUUGGACGAGAGCGAAGGGACGGAAGCGCCAGCUACUGAGGAGCCUGCGGAAAAGAAGGUGAAGGUAUAAACGCGCAAUGACGUAUGGUCCUGCACUGCCGAAUGCGUUGCUUCGAUUGAACAGAAAAGGUAAAAGUAUACCCUCCGAUCACGAGGGCUUCUCUUCUCAACUUUCUUUCCUGCACUAUCUCCCUCACUCUUCCCCUUCGCCUCCCUCACACCCUUCUCAACCCCCCAUUCGCUGUUUUCGAUCUAUUACCAUCUGAGCCUAAGAAGAAGGCUGGCUGGGUGGCCGGCUGUGAUUCUGGUUGGGCUUGUAUAUCUGACCCAAACCACAGCCCAUUGUAAUGAGACUUCAAGAUGUCCCCAACGCAUCAUGAUCACUAUCAAGCA